UCCUCCCAUCCAUCACGUCGGAGGUACUGUCAGCUUCACGGAGUCCUGCACGUUGGACCGCCGUGGACCUACAACGCCAUUCCUGUCGCGGCUAACCACGAUACCUUCCCGCGAACCCUUGCUUGUCGGCACGCCGUCUGCGCAAUUGGGAAAAUCUGGUAAAAGACUCCUUGAGCGAUAGGGCACCGACGACGAAAUGCCGACCAGAAAGGCCUCAUCGAACCCGCCGCGGGAUCCGAACAAUGCAUCUGAGGACGAGACGGCCGGAGCGGGGCCUUCGGGACAGGGGAAGACGCAGAGAAUCGCGAAAGCAUGCGACAGGUGCAGAAAGUCGAAGAGUAAAUGCGAGCCGUCGCCGAACGAGGGCGAGCCGUGCAAGGCGUGCGCGGCACUUGAGACAGAAUGCACGUAUACAGCCCCGAGCUUUCGGAGAGGCCCUCCCAAAGGGUACAUCCAGGCUAUGGAGCAUCGUUUGCACCAGGUGGAGAGUGUGUUGGCUGCGAUCAUGUCGUCCACAGAUCCGCGCGCGCAGUCCAUUGUUGACGAGCUUAGCCAAGAUGAUCUCGCAGCGCACAUCCUGGACACCGUGGAUGCUGGCCCGUUUGGGAAGACUGGGCGCGAACAACGGUCGAUCGACACGUCCAAAGACAACUUCUUUCGGUCGAUCGUCACCGAGCAGCCAAAAGCGCUCAGCCAUCGCUCUCGUCGCCAGUCUAGAGCAACGCGGGAAAACGUCAUCGAGGCCGUAAUUGCAUCAGACCCUCAAAUCCAGACCACUCGUCCCACGCUUGCGUGGCAAGACCGCCUUUCCACCAGACUUGCACGCGGCUCCUCCGCCUCAGAAUCAUUCAGCCCGGUGCCUGCUUCGCCCACUCCCGACAGUUCGGUCUACAGGCAUACUCCAGAACCCCCAAGAAAUAAGAGACGACUCGAUGGCCAGCCGUCAGUCCAAACCCCGUCAUUUGUGCCGCCAUCACAGAGUGCUGCUGACACUGAAGAUUUGGCCGAUUGCGCGGACGCUUUUGGAAACUUGUCGAUUGACGAGAACAGAGAGGUCCGCUACCACGGCAAUUCUUCCGGACUGCAGCUACUUGCGCUGACUGAGCGAAGCGAUGGCCGCAAUGCCAAGGGAAUCUGGCGCUUCCCCAUGGCCAAAGUCUGGCCGGGCGUCCGGUGGUCGAAUGACCGCACUACAACGCCGCACGCCCAAACCGUCGAAGCUUCCAUACAUCUUCCACCUCCACAAGUCCAAGACCAUCUCGUCGAGGUGUUCUUCGCCCACGUCAACCCCUGCAUUCCCGUCCUAGAUGAAGAGUCCUUCAUGGCGCAGUAUAAGGCUCAAACAUACGGUUACCCCGACGCGGAGGACGAUCUGCGCCCGUCCGGGAGUGAUGCCGAAGUCCGACCAGAACGGCCGCAGAGACUAUCGAAGCUCCUGCUCCUCUCCAUUUUCGCGUACGCGGCAAGUCAUUUUGACCCUCAGGACACCCGGGCGGGCACCGUUAGUGACCCCGCUGCCGAGUACACCAAGCAAGCGAGGAUGAUCCUGGAUACGAUAUAUCAAGAGAGUCGUUCGUCGACUGUCCAGGCACUAGUGCUGCUGGGAAUGCGCGAGUUUGGUGCUGGGAGCCUCGAAGAAGGAUGGUUACACAUUGGCAUGGCCAUCCGAAUGGCUCUCGACCUCGGUCUCAAUCGCAAUUCUGACAAGUGGAUGCACAACGGCCGCGAGCUGUUCACCGAGAAGCAAAAGUCCGUUCGGAAACGGAUAUGGUGGGCAUGCUGCCUUGCUGACAAGUUCUCGGCGUUGUUCUUAGGCCGGCCGAUCGCUAUUCAUGAGAGCGACUUCUCGACGCCGCUACUGGACAUCCCACAGGAUGAUCUUAAGCGGACAUGGCAACCAUGUUCUUUGGACCCUCUCUACGGUCGCCUCUCGCCAAUCCCCGCCAUGUACACAAGCUAUUUCCGUUACAUAUCGUCUCUAUACAUCAUAACGGGCGAAGUUCUGGCAAAGAUCUACCGCGUGUCUCGCGAGAACAUUCUGCCCAGUCGUGCUGUACGAGAGCAGCUUCAUCAACGCUUGUCCCAAUGGUCGCUGGAACUCCCCGAUCACUUGAACUAUAGCACCAAGAGCAGCCGACCGUGUCCUCCCCCGCAUGUGCUAGCGUUGCACAUACAGUAUUGGGCGACUAUGCUAUUGUUGCAUCGACCAUUCAUUCCUAACGGCUCAGACUUAGCGAAGGCCGGAUCGCCUUCCCUCAAUCCCGAUCCAAUCGCUUGGGAAUCAUUUGACCUUUGUCAAAGUGCUGCGAGUCAAAUAGGAUCCUUUGGCAUGUUGUAUCAAGAGAAAUACGACAUGAGAUGGGGUCCGCCCUUCCUGUCCAAUUGCUUACAAGCGGCUGGGGUACUUUGCAUUGUGACGUUGAGGUUCAAGCCUAUGGACACGCAAGCGAGUGUUGCCUUGCAGAAGUGCAUUGCUGCGCUGAAGGGAUUGGAGCGGACAUGGACAGUUGCGUAUCGCGUGCGGGAGCUGCUUCAAAACGCCAAAGUCCACAUCGAUCAGACGUUCAGCACAGGCAACACAACAAGUUCGGCUUCACCAGAUGCCCAGGAUCAGAGUCUAACUCAAGUAUCGCAAAACUCGGUGCGACAGAAACGUCCCGCGCAGAUUGCCUUCGGAGAAGUGUCGUGGCCGCCGCCACCACCACCACCACCACCACGGGCAUGGACUUUCGUCUCCACGCCCGGCAGUGUGCCGCUAGUCUCCUCCUACCAAGUGGGGACAGGCGGUGUUCACCCCUCUGCACAAACUGCGCACGCAAUCCAGAUGGGCGUACGCGACAACCAUACAUACGCCACCGGAUACAUUCCUGGGUACGACUCGUGGUGGCCUGUGCUCGACAGCCAGGCCGAAAUCACAACCCCAGCGGCUCCCGUAGGGCAAGUUGAACAACAUCCAGGUGGGGUUGCUGGUUCCGGGGUGAUGCCACAGACUGGGGCUGCUGGACUGCCAUCGCAAGAGUUCACAUUCACCACACAGCACUUCACGCCUGAGUUCCUGCAGGCGAUGCGCGAUCCUAUGCUGCACUUCCCGUCUGUGUUUGCUCAUCAGGGGUUCUAGGUUGUAGGAGGCGGAGUGUCGGGUCGAUCGGUACCGCUUGUUCCAUCAUUGCUACUCGUUGCUGUGAUUUGCUUUGCUGCCCUCAGAAUGUGUCUGUACCUUCGUCUAUACGCUCGUGUUUUGGAAAUUAUACGGCUUCCUCAAUCUAUGACAUAAUGUGACUAGUCGGUCAUACUUCCCAGCACCGCCUCACCUGAGGCUUGCUCCCUUGGUAUAGUGGUGUCUUUGUGAGGCCUUCCAUCCAUUCGCCGCCGACUUUACAGCACUUUGUCCAUUACUGCGUUUAGGUCGGGACGCCAGCAUGAUCGAGAGGGGACAGCCUAGCGCCUCAAGAUGACUCACCGCCACACGUCUUCAUUGCGUGUGCGACUCUUGGCGACUCGACAUCGGACACUGGCGAAUCACAGUGCGACAGCGCACCCGGCUGUCGCGGUGUUAUCAACCUGAUUUCGCGCUCGGGGAUGAGCCUGGCCUUCAUGGCGCUCGCUAUUCCGCUGCAAUUCUUAGAUUUGAACCCAGCGAGGACCUCCGAAACCUACGCAAGUGAUCGACUCGAGGGCGUCUACUACUGGCUUAGCUGGCACCGCACCGGUGACAGCGAUCCAAGACGCCCUUGACUCAUGCAUAGGCACGUCCCGACUGACUAUCGGCCGCUUGAUAGGGUACUGGAUGUAGGCCCACGGGUUAUAUAACGAGAAGGUGUGCGUUGCGGUGGCGCGCUGUAGGCUCCAUACUAUCCUAUGCCUAUGACUGUCCUCCCCAUCGCACGCGCAGACAUCCGUGUAUCGCAAGUCCUCAUGCGGAUGGUGAAGGUCGGGUCAGACUCUCGUAUAUAUUCCUCACCCCGGUCUCUAUACGGAAGCCUGAGGACAAGUGCUACCCCUGCCGCACGCUCAGCGGACGCGACACAAUCCGCUAAUAACCCUACCCUCUCGCACGCCUACAUGAUCCUCACCGUUGUCCUCGUACUCAUCGCCGUAUCCGUGAUUGUGGGCGUUGGUUGGGUGCGCAUUCGUAAUCGGGACAGUGUGACUCCCGUGUACCGCCAAAUUGUAGAGCCAAAGAUGUGGGAGGCGCAACUGGAUCAUGGUAUCGGAAGAACUGCUGCCCAGGAUCCGCAUGGAGCCGAGUCCUCGAGAACAUGGGGCAGGAUUAUGCCAGUCUCUGUCCAGACGUAUUCUCAUGCCAGCCUUGGGACCGACACCGGACAUGAUUCAAUGCAUCCCGCUUCCCCUUCGUCUGUCCGGCGCAGUUCCAGCAGGCGGCAAGUCUUUCAGCGGGGUCAUAAGCCAUCACCUAGCGGCUCCUGCGCGAGCCCCCGGCCGUUCAGGGAUACCUCUGCGACAACGCGCGUUGCGGUUCUAGUCACUAUGCCCGCUCCUAGACGAACAGUGCAGGAGGUGACGGGACGGUCUGCGUCGCCGCCGCCUCUAUGUUUAGGGCUGAUAGAUCUUACUUGAGACAACGCGACAUUUCACGACUUCGAUGUAUUUUUUACACUUCUCUCUAGCGAGUCAUGCAGCAGCUGCCCGUAUGGUAUACGAAGGACUCCAAGCUCCCGCAGAGGGUAUACUGCACACCGGAUUCCUUCCAGACUGACAGAUGGCAGUGGAAGCAGCCAGUACACAUUCAACUCGUACCGGACAUUCAGGUAUUACGGCUCUCAACUCGACACUACAAUUCAC
Molecule: messenger RNA, 4803 nt
Organism: Dichomitus squalens LYAD-421 SS1
Lineage: Eukaryota; Fungi; Basidiomycota; Agaricomycetes; Polyporales; Polyporaceae
Exons: 28
Coding region: 197-3118 (973 amino acids)
Biological process (GO): DNA-templated transcription; regulation of DNA-templated transcription
Molecular function (GO): zinc ion binding; DNA-binding transcription factor activity, RNA polymerase II-specific; DNA binding
Source: RefSeq, a predicted model, not a curated record